AUGCGGGGGGCUCCAAGUGACGUUACAGGAGGGGAAUUAGAUUUUUCGGAAAGUGAGAGAGUGUAUGGCAGAGAACUCGGAUACGGACGUAUAGAACGACCACUGGAGACAGAACGAAGGCAGGGUGGAAACGUGGAGAGUGUUGGUACUGUAAACUUAGAAAGAUUUCGUAGAGACGGUCUGAGUAGUCGACAGAGUGCUAGCAUGGGAUACAGGGACAGGAGGAGAGUAGAUUCCUACGGGGCUGGAAGGAUCAUGACUGUUCCGGAGCGAAGGGUUGUAAACCACACUUCACAUGACAGAGUCGUUAAUCGGAAUCCGGAUAAACGUAUUGUGGAAAGCAGAAAUAUUGUUCGUAGUUCGGACAGACGGCAUGUGAUCGCGUCUCCAGAACGACGUCGCGUGUCACCUUCCCCGGAAAGACGGCGCGUCUCCCCGUCUCCCGAGCGGUAUUACGUCCGGGAGACGGUUGAGACGAAGCCGAAGGUUGAAACGGUAGACAAAGAGGUGGAGACAUGUUGUUGUGGCUGUGUGGAAAUCGUGGACAGCAUUUACUGUUGUACUGGUGUCAAAAUGCUCCGUUGUACGUGUCUUGAUUCUGCGGAAGAAGAGGAAGAGGCACAGAAGGAGACUGUUAAACAAACGGAACAGCCUAAGAAAAAAGAUGACGCAUUAUUACGGGUCUUCACGAAAUCUGCCACAGCACUGUACAAAGUCAACUCUGUUCCGAAAGGGAAAUCGAUGAUGGUGCGCGUGGGAGGAGGCUGGAUGAAGGUGGAACACCAUCGUAACCAUCACAUCCCCCUUAAGGUCUAUGAGCACAAUCGUGACGCAAACCGGGACAAGUUUCUCUUCAUCAAAUCGCGCUUCGCAACGAAACAGAAAUACGUACCUAUCGCAUAUCGGAAGUACAGAGAGGAGAUUGUCCGAGACCCUUGGGACCCGUCGGUUAAAUUAACAUAG
Messenger RNA from Ylistrum balloti, 963 nucleotides. RefSeq lists its product as uncharacterized. The record is from RefSeq and is a predicted model, not a curated record. The transcript has 4 exons. Bases 1 to 963 code for a protein of 320 amino acids. Lineage: Eukaryota; Metazoa; Mollusca; Bivalvia; Pectinida; Pectinidae. Gene Ontology annotation, molecular function: microtubule binding.